Messenger RNA from Raphanus sativus (radish), 816 nucleotides. RefSeq lists its product as uncharacterized. The record is from RefSeq and is a predicted model, not a curated record. The transcript has a single exon. Bases 1 to 816 code for a protein of 271 amino acids. NCBI's taxonomy places the organism in Eukaryota, Viridiplantae, Streptophyta, Magnoliopsida, Brassicales, Brassicaceae.
AUGAUCAUGGGAGGAUCCCAAUACUGCAAGGACUCAGUCUCGGCCAUCAAAGCCUACCAACGGAAAGUUGAGUCAACUGCGAAGUAUCCCCCACGGUCUCCUCCUCGAGACGGACAGAACGCCUCGAUCACGUUGACGGAAGAAGAGGCUUGCGGAAUCGACCAGCCUCAUUGCGACCCCUUGGUCAUUGAUCUCGUAAUAAGAGACCUCGAAGUUGCAAGAAUACUCAUCGACACCAGAAGCACGGUAAACCUAAUCUUCCGCGAUACCCUAAGAAGGAUGGGCGUCGAGCUCGGAGAAGUCACCCCGGUACCAAACCCGCUCACGGGUUUCUCCGGACAAACGUCCAUGACCCUGGGAUCCAUUCAACUACCCGUCAUAGCGAAAAACGUCACCAAGAUAGUUGAUUUUGCGGUGGUAGAUAACCCGGCUAUUUACAACGCGAUCAUGAGAACUCCAUGGCUAAACGCCAAGAAGGCCGUUCUCUCGACUUAUCACUUGGGCGUCAAAUUUCCAACCAGGACUGGAAUCGCCGCAAUCUGGGGUUGUCAAAAACAGUCGCGACUUUGCUUCCUAGCGGAACAUAAGUUAAGACAGAUCACGACAACCUCCACGGUUAAACGCAAGCGAACUCAGCCUUCCGCCGAAGAUGCCCCGACAAAGGACGCAGCGACAUCUCCCGCGGAAGCAGAUUCGGAGAUCAGAACCAUCCCCGAUUCCGAAGACAACGUCACAACUCAGCGGAAAGAGAAAAAUCCCGAGGUAAACGUCGACCCUGCGACUAAAGCGGUCAACGAAAAACCAACCGACGAGUAA